Molecule: messenger RNA, 964 nt
Organism: Aaosphaeria arxii CBS 175.79
Lineage: Eukaryota; Fungi; Ascomycota; Dothideomycetes; Pleosporales
Exons: 4
Coding region: 216-899 (227 amino acids)
Biological process (GO): mycotoxin biosynthetic process
Source: RefSeq, a predicted model, not a curated record
CACCAAAGUAAGUAAGUACCCGUAUGCUGAUCCCGAGGUAGUUAAGUCAAUGUAAGAAGACCGGAGUACGAUGCUUGUUAGGAUUUGACAUUGUCCUUUUGUGGAUAAGACAAGCUUGGCUAGUUUGCACCCAUUACCAUAUGUUCUUGUUGCGCUUUCUAUUAUGUUGUCUCCCCAAACAUUAGGAAUUUGCAGCAGAGCAAUUGUAUUCCAUCAUGCGAACAACACAGCAAUACACACAACGAGACCGUUAUGGGGUAUUCACAUUCUUUUACCUGUCAACGGGCCUUUUGGUCACUUCGAUAUUGAUCCUUCUCUUCGGAGCCAUUGGCUCAUUGAAGGGUACGAAUUCUGGUCACACUGGCUUUGAUCCAAUAUUACCAGAAACUACCUCUAUUUUCGCCAGAGAUCCAAAGUUUGCCGAUCCAUUCUCUCCACAUGCCGAUGAGGCAUGGAACUCGAUAAUGCCAGAGGGCCGUGGCUUUGUCCUGGUUGAUGAUCCAAAGAAGUAUGGAUAUCGCAAAGGCGUACCCACAGAGAAGGGAGACCGUUAUAGUGUGUCUGUGUUCCAUCAGAUACAUUGCCUUGGCAUGAUCAGGGCUUCGUACUACAAAGGCAAUGGUACGGCGAAGCCAAUUGGCCAUUUAGAAGGCGACUUGCCAGCGGAUAUCUUAGAAGAAGUCCAUGAGCACCACAUUGCUCAUUGUUUCGACUAUUUGCGACAGGCCCUCAUGUGCAGCGCAGAUACUACUAUCGAAUGGGCUGUUGUUCAGAGCACAGGUGAAAGGAGGCAGGUUGAUGGAUGGGGCGUCCCUCACAAGAAGUGCAAGGAUUGGAAUGUUCUGAUGGCGUGGAUGAACGAACACAAAGCUCCUUCAGAUUAUUCUGGCAUAUUGUAGAUAUUAAACUGGCAUUUGAGCCUAGUUGAUGAGGAUUAUCAGAUUACGAAGGCAGAAUAGAAUGC